Ogataea angusta is the source of this 1770-nucleotide messenger RNA. RefSeq lists its product as uncharacterized. Gene Ontology annotation, biological process: poly(A)+ mRNA export from nucleus. The record is from RefSeq and is a predicted model, not a curated record. Gene Ontology annotation, cellular component: nucleus. Lineage: Eukaryota; Fungi; Ascomycota; Pichiomycetes; Pichiales; Pichiaceae. The coding region runs from base 1 to 1770 and encodes 589 amino acids. The transcript has a single exon. Gene Ontology annotation, molecular function: RNA binding; protein binding.
AUGUUCCAAAAUACAUUCGGGCCAAAUGCAAGCAAUACAGGUAAUCAACACAGUAGUUCGAAUAUAACACCUUCAGGUUCGAACUGGACCCAAAAUAAUGGAGUUCUCGUGGAAAUCACUGGCUGGACAAAUGCUGAUGAAAAGGACUUGUCAUCUUUCAUUCAUCGGAAGACAAAGGUCAAUAUUAAGAUCAUUCAUGCAGAUCGUAUAACCGGGAUUUUGAAAGCGUCGGUGAAAACAGAUGGAGAUGCGAACACUUUGAGCAAAUGCAAUGGGAUUCGCUUUGCAGGUAAUAUUCUAAGAAUCAAGAUUCUGUCUUAUUCCAGUACCACAUCUGCCGCAGGGGGGAAUAGCACUGUGGCAUUAAUCAAAUCUGCUCUUUCUUCAAGGUAUGACUCCACAUCUAGACUACUCAAUUUAGAUGGUAUACGCAAUGACGUUAAUACUGAGCUGCGUGGAGUUCUUUCAAACUCUCAAACUGCAUCUAAAUUCUUUUUGGCGAUGUUGAAGAUCGCUCUUCAAGAACAUUAUGAAAUUGAAUCGUUAAAUCUAUCCAACAACAACCUGGGAAACAACUCAAGAGAGCUUACUGAAAUGGCAGUUUCUUUACCAGGCCUGAAAAAUUUGGCAUUAUCGAAUAACAACAUCACCAAGCUUGACGCCUUAGAAAAACUGAAAAACAAGUUACCUCACUUACGGGAACUUUGGAUAACAGGUAACCCGGUUGAUAAUCCUACCGCAACUGGGGACAUCAUCAAAACUUUCCCCCGUCUUAUCAUAUUGAAUGGGUUACCAGUGAGAGACGAAAACAAGCUUACCAAAUUGCUUUCUUUUCCUAUCCCGAAUCAGAGUCUGUUUUUUGAAUCGUCUGAUUUGCAAAGAGUGGCAAUACAAUUCACUACGACCUACCUCAGGCUAUGGGAUCAUGAUCGUAUAAGCCUGAUCAGCCUAUUUUCUCCAGAGUCUCAGUUUUCUUACCACUUCGACACUACUCACAUUGUGGAUACUCCUAUCGGUUCCGUAGAUUCUAAGGCAACCAGGGUGCCACAAUCCGUCGCCAGUUCCUGGGGCUCAUAUAUUUCCAAUUCAAGAAACCUGAUGCGGGUUUCCGGACUUAGGCCUCGGAUGUCUAAAGUAUUUAGAGGUGGAGAGCAAAUCACGCAAGCCUUUCGAUCACUACCUGGGACAAAGCAUGAUCUUGAAGAAAAUCCCCAAAACUACUCUAUCGAGGUUGUUUCAGUGCCUAUUCUGAAUGCCAUGCAAAUAUCAAUUCAUGGUGGGUUCAAAGAGGUCUCGCUUCCCGUCGCUACUGGUAAAGAUUCUAAUUCCAGGCAGGGGAGUCGAUUUGGAGCUUCGACCGCAAAUUCUCGUUCUACUUUGGAAAUGCGCUCUUUCGAUAGAUCACUUAUGGUGAUAGCUGGUCCUAAUGGAUCUUAUAUUGUCGCUUCUGACAUGCUACUACUCAAGCCAUUCUCAGGUUCGGGAGCCUGGUACCCAAAAGUUCCCUUCGACUCGCUUCAGUCUUUCUCUACUCCUUCCAAUGGACAAACUACAACAAAUGCAAUAGAAGCAAUAUCAAUCCCAUCAGACAUCGCAGCGAACUUGAACAUCUCACAGCAACAACUUUUAUGCAAGGUAAUGACAGAAACUAACUUGGUUCUACAAUACUCUUUGUUACUUUGCGAGCAAAGUAACUGGGAUUACGGGACUGCUUUGAUGAAUUUCCAAAACUCUAGGUCUCAAAUUCCAAGUGAAGCUUUUCAUUCAUAG